ACCGGUUACUGUCACCUCGCAACUUUCCCACCAGGCCUGAAGGACACUCCGAAUGAGCUCAGCGUGCGUGUCUUCCUCAUCAUGGUGUGGUUCAUGUCCCUCAUAAUCGACACCGUGUAUCAGGGACACAUCACCGCCUUCAUAGCUAUGCCUAGGUACACGCCCGCCAUCGACAACCACGAGGAGUUGGCGCAGAAUAACAGUGUCAUCCCAGUUACAGAGGAGUUUUCCACUACUCAGACGCUCAUAAUGGAGUCCCAGAGAGAAUCCUUCAUGGCUCUCGCUUCACGACUUGAACUGUACGACGCUUCCUUCCUGGACAGCGAAGAGUUCUAUCACGGGAUUUCCGUCGGGAAAUGGGCAUUUGUAGACUCGUACAGUUCGACGUACGGCCGCGCCCUCAACUUCGAGAACCGGAUAAGUCGAUGCAAGUUCUAUGUUUCCAGAGACAGUGUGACUGGGGGUCUGGAUGCCUGGCCCUUCCCGCGAAACUCACCAGUCCACAGCCAGAUAUCGAGAUCACUAAAGUGGCUUCGAUAUUAUGGUAUCCUUGAGAAAAUCAAGUCCCGCUACUACGUCUCGACGUGUGACCGCUCGAGAGGUGAUGGAGUCAAGAAGAUGGACAUCACUAUGAUGCAAAGUUCCUUCUACGUCGCUGGAAUCGGCUGGUCGUUGGCAGGGACCGUGUUUCUGCCGAAUUAA
Messenger RNA from Penaeus monodon (black tiger shrimp), 702 nucleotides. RefSeq lists its product as uncharacterized. The record is from RefSeq and is a predicted model, not a curated record. Lineage: Eukaryota; Metazoa; Arthropoda; Malacostraca; Decapoda; Penaeidae. The coding region runs from base 82 to 702 and encodes 206 amino acids. The transcript has 5 exons.